Molecule: messenger RNA, 1641 nt
Organism: Pelobates fuscus (common spadefoot toad)
Lineage: Eukaryota; Metazoa; Chordata; Amphibia; Anura; Pelobatidae
Product: transcription factor HES-5-like
Exons: 3
Coding region: 34-516 (160 amino acids)
Biological process (GO): regulation of neurogenesis; anterior/posterior pattern specification; regulation of transcription by RNA polymerase II
Cellular component (GO): nucleus
Molecular function (GO): DNA-binding transcription factor activity, RNA polymerase II-specific; protein dimerization activity; RNA polymerase II cis-regulatory region sequence-specific DNA binding
Source: RefSeq, a predicted model, not a curated record
CUCACAGCAGCUCUACUGAUACAGUGACAAAGCAUGGCUCCCUGUCUACCAAUGCAGAAGGCUGAUAGCCAGGCUGAAAAUGGAAUGAGAAAGCUCAGGAAGCCAGUGAUUGAGAAGAUGAGGAGAGAUCGAAUUAACAGCAGCAUUGAGCAGCUCAGGAUGUUACUGGAGAAAGAGUUUCACAAACAGCAUCUUCCAUCCAAACCAGAGAAAGCGGAUAUUCUGGAGAUGACAGUGACCUUCCUGCAGCAGCAAUUGGCUGGGAAAACUGUGAUAAACCCAGGCCAAGCCCACACUGAAGGCUACUGCAAAUGUGUCCAGGACUCUUUGAAUUAUCUGUCAUGUUACGAUGGUCAGAGUCACCAACAGAUAAAGCAAUUUCAACCUCCUCAAUUUGCAUCCCAAGACAUGUCCCAUGUGACAUUGCACUCCUCUCCAUCGUCUGUAAACUCUGCUCACAACUGGAAUGGGCAAUUUCUGCCAAACACCACCAAGAGCUUAUGGAGACCGUGGUAAUGGUAUGAAGACGGUCCUUCAAAAAGACUUCAAACAUUUAUGGAAAAGCAGCUUUGAAUGUACUUAUACCCGAGAUGUAUUCUCCAAUGUGAACAAAGUAUGUUUGUCAGAGUUAGCUUAAUAUCUGCAAACUAGACCCCAGAGACAACUAGUAGAUGCCUCUCUACCUAUGGCAAAACUAAAUUUCCCAUGAUGCAUUGUGGGCAUUUAAUUUUAUAAGUGCAGGACAAACUGUUGACCGGUUAUGCACAAAAGUAAAAAAAAAUUGUAGAACUUUGCACAUUUUAUAUUUUUAAUAUUAAGGGUUUAUCCGAGAUUGAAUUUUUUUUUUUUAAAUGUAAAAGAGAACUCACAAAUCUCAAGAUUUGUAAUAAUCUGUUUUACUUAUCCCUUAAAUUUAGCAAAAAUAUUUUUUAUGUGUUCUGGAAAAUUAAAUUACAUGUAGAAAUCCGCACAUCUAUCCUGAAACUCUAUUGGCUCCCAGUCAAAUGUUCCACUUUUUAGCCUUUAAACAUAUUAUGUGUUCUCCCCCUCUAACGCUUAGUGUCCCCUGGCUGUGCCAGAGAAGUGCCAGUUUCACUUUAAGACAUAUACAUAUCCAAGGUUUAACUCUGUAGGAGCCAGAGGUACAUGAGUAACCCCUGUUACCUGAAUUGGUUAAACCUCUAAAGUUGUGCAAUAUUUGCAUCAUAUUAUUAUGGUACAGAACGUUUUUUUUUUUUUUUUUUAAUGAAGUCUGUUUACAUCGGCAAUCUGUAUCAUUAUUUAUCUGAUUUCAAAUGAGAUGAUAUUUUGUAUAUCUUCAGUUAAGAGAUAAUAUAUAAUAUAAUGAUCUAUUUCCUUUAAUAGGAAUUACAUUAACAUGUUGCGCUGAGUCUGUGGUGCACAAUGGGUUAAUGAGUCCUCCUUUCUAUCGAUGAGUGUUUGUCUCUGUGGAAAGGGGGAUGUUUUUUUCUCAAUGAAAAAACAACAUUAUUUCUGUGAAAUGAACCUUUUUUUUUUAAUUAUUAAAUGAGUUGUUGUGUUAUGUUGUACAGUGCCAGUAAUAACUUUAUGGUAUAUUGCUGUAUUGCCUCAUCCUGAUGUUUUUGACAUGAAUGCAAGUGAAUAAAUGCAAAACAAAUU